Molecule: messenger RNA, 1668 nt
Organism: Eruca vesicaria subsp. sativa (arugula)
Lineage: Eukaryota; Viridiplantae; Streptophyta; Magnoliopsida; Brassicales; Brassicaceae
Source: the annotation of a GenBank genome assembly
CAAACCUCUACUGCGCAUGGCCUAAGAUCAUUUUGUCUGGGUUAAGCUUUACCUCAUGGGUUAAAUUAAAGGCCGAGAAGAGAAAGAGAAUUUGAUGACUCUUUUUCAAGACCAAAGAGAAACAAAAACGAAUAUAAAAGACUAAAAGGAGAAACACGGCGGAAUCCUUCCGGAGCCGACGUCAUAUAUGACGUGAGUCAACACGUUAACUAUAGUCUAUUUUAUUCCAUAGACGACAAGUCGACAACAGCCUUAACCCUAGAUGACUAGCCUCAACAUCGUUAUAUAAAUAUGGAUUAAGAAAGCUAUCAAAUAACAUCUGGAACCUGAAUCGAUAAAAUGGAAAGAACAGAAUCUGAAUCAGAAAGUGGGCGGAGGGUGGUGGUGAUCGGCGGCGGAAUAGCCGGCUCGUUGGCCUCUAAAUCCCUUCAGUUUGAUUCCGACAUCACACUUAUCGAUCCGAAGGAGUACUUUGAGAUCACCUGGGCAAGUCUAAGGUCCAUGGUGGAGCCUUCUUUUGCUGAAAGAACGUUGAUAAACCACAAGAAGUACCUACAAAACGGCCGUGUUGUGACUUCUCCAGCUGUCAAUAUCACCAACACCCAAGUAGUCACAGCAGAUGGACUUGUGUUUGGAUAUGAUUAUCUUGUGAUUGCUACAGGUCACAACGAUGUGCUUCCCAAAACCAGACAAGAGAAGCUAUCACAAUACCAAGCCGAAUAUGAGAAGAUCAACUCGUCUGAGUCAGUUCUGAUUGUUGGUGGAGGACCCUCAGGUGUCGAGCUUGCUGCAGAGAUUGCAGUUGAUUUCCCCGAUAAGAAGGUUACUUUAGUACACAAUGGACCAAGGUUAUUGGAAUUUGUUGGUCAAAAAGCUGCAGACAAAGCAUUUGACUGGCUGAAAGCAAAGAAAGUUGAAGUGAUAUUAAAUCAAAGGGUGGACCUAAGCUCAGCAUCAGACGGAGAUAAAAAUUACCGAACAUCAGGAGGAGAAACGGUACACGCGGAUUGCUAUUUCCUCUGCAUCGGGAAGCCUUUGUCUUCGGAAUGGCUAAAAGGAACUGUUCUGAAGGAUAAUCUGGAUGGUAAAGGAAGGCUGAUUGUUGAUGAGUACUUAAGGGUGAAGGGUCGCAAAAAUGUAUUCGCAAUUGGAGAUAUCACUGACAUCCCUGAGAUGAAACAAGGAUACAUUGCUGAGAAACAUGCCUCUGUGGCUACAAAGAACAUAAAGCUGUUGAUGUCUGGUGGGAACGAGAAGAAGCUGUCGACCUACAAGCCCGGUUCCGAUAUUGCCAUUAUAUCUUUGGGAAGAAAGGACUCAGUGGCUCAGUUCCCUUUCAUGACAGUGUCGGGUUGCGUGCCUGGUUUGCUCAAAUCUAAGGAUCUGUUUGUGGGCAAGACAAGGAAGGCAAGAGGUCUGGAUCCUAAUAUUAUGGAUUAAAUGAUUUGUGUUUUAUCGGUUCCGUCAUUGAUGAGAUUCUUGUGUUGACGCAUUUGGUCUUUGAUUCGUUUUAUGUUUGUUGUUUGGUUUCACGCUAUGUUUCUCUGUUUUCAUAGGACAGUCACAGUGUAAUUUUUGCGCGAGCUUGCGUCAAAAUGUAUUGGAUUAACUCACCCUAUUGUAAAAUCAAUAAUGUUUUGUACUUUGAUAGCUAUUCGAGCAUCAUUA